UCUGAUCCUGUUACUUGCUGAUACAACUUCUCAUCUAAACAAUGUGAUUUUUGUUGGUGUUUUUGUGUUAAAAGUUCACAAUAUCUUCAUAUAUCCUAUAUAGGACAAGGUUGUCAGUCAUGUAAACUUCUCGUUUUCAAGGUAACACGACGUCUGAGGAAGAAUUUGGUCUGGGAAAAAAGUCGUAUUUCGAAACCAGCUCAAACUAAAGCAGGUCGAAUUCAAAAGAGCAUUGAAGUUAAAAUUACUUUCUUCAAGAUUUAACAAGUCCAUCUAAAGAUUUAAUAUCUACCAUACGUGGUUCAUGAUUAGUUUGAGCACUAUAAGAGGUUUUUAUAUCUGGACUUCUAGAGGCAUCGGAGUGAUAGAUGAUCUAGAUCUGUGGUUACUGAAUGGCCAUUUGUCCAUCUGCUGAUUUGAAGAACUAAAAAUAUCCUUAAGCUUUAAAUACUCCAAACCUUUUAAUCAGAUCUGGGGUCUUAAUCCGAAUGAUCUUAAACCCACAAGACGCUGGUUGUGUCUGCAAUGGUUUGAAUAUCUACGAAUGACAAGUUAAAAGUCCAUUUGUGGAAUAAUUCGGAAGAUUCUUGAACAUUUGUUUACGUUGAGGAAUUUCCUGGAUUUUUUUUACAAAUUACAACUACUUUUCUAUCCUUUCAUCCAUAUUUACUAUCAUUUGGUUUACUUCUAACUGCCUUCAACGAUAGUUUUAUUUGUUUUGGUUCAUAAACGAUGGAUUCAGAGUUUCUUGGCAUCCCCGAAGGGUCUUUAGAUCGCUCAACAAGUGAACCUGAUAUUUUCGGUUCAAGCAUUCGACCUCGAACUUGUAGCAACAUGUCUCUACAAACUAAAGCAAAGAUUAAAAAGAAAACAGGGUCUUUAAGAGAAAAAGAACUGAAUUCCCAAGCAAGUGUAGAUUCUGACAAUGAUAUAUUUAUUAAUGGCAGCGUAUGUGUAUCCGAUGAUCGGCUCUCGUCACAGUCCCACAAUGGUCAUGUGACACCAAGUAGGGCGGAAGUCAAAGCACAUGCUUAUGAACGACUCAAAGAAGAACUAAAUCUAGCACAACAGGAACUGAAGCUUAAAGAUGAACAGUGUGACAAGCUUUCUAGAGUAAGAAAUGAACUGGAAUCAGAAUUAGAGGAGCUGACUGCCAGCUUGUUUCAGGAAGCACAUAGAAUGGUCCACCAAGCAAGACUAAAACAAGAUAGCGCAGAGAAAAAAUUAAUAGAGGCAAAUAACAAGGUGGACCUGUUACAAGCAGAAGUGAAUGCCCUUAAAACUCUUGUUACAUCAAGAACUCCAGGCAAUCCUAAGAGCUGGCGUCGACGGCAUAGUGAAGAAAACCUUGCCCCCUGUUCUGACUGUGGCUCAUAUGACUGUGAUGCUGCUGUACCUAAAAAUGUUGGUCGGUGUAAGGGAAAGAGACCAAGGGAUUUUCACAACCCAAAUGAACCAGAGGUGGAUGCUAUAAUGUUUAGAGAGUUUUUACAGUGGAUGGAUGAGAAUUCUAUGUCACAUGACCAGCCGUUCCUUAAUAGAAUAUGUGUAGAGAAUGUGGCACCUUGUUUGGACUUUACAAAUAAAGAGUUGGCCAUCGCUAUCCAUCAUGCCAUUGAAAAUAAUGUACUAUCAAUGGAGGAAAUUAGGUCGAAGCCAAUCUUCAGGAAAUGUGCUCUGACGGGAACCUCACGGUUUUGUCGUCAUCGUGUAAGAAUAUCAGACAACCAGGAGUGGCUAAACAUCUGUAGAAGCAGCAGAGAUAGGAUAGCUGCUGUUUGUGAUUUUUAUACUUAUAUUCGGUACAUUCAACGAGGUUUGGUCAAAGCUGACGCUACUGAAAUUUAUUGGGAAAUUAUGAGAUUAAGAGGCAAAAUGGCUCAAUCACGACUUGGUCUCUCGCCUACGAUGGAAAAACCACGUCAAAAAAAGUCAUGACCAAAAUCCAAUAGGUUUAGUAUCAUAUUUUAAUCCUCCCCUGUCAUUAGGGGACGUGGUACAUCCAUCACGUACAACUAAAAUGUCUCGUUUUUGUCCAUUUAGAAAGUAGGGUUUACUUUUAAAAAUUUAGGUACACUAGCUAUAAAUUUGUAUCUAUCCAUGCAAGGAAACAUUUGUACAUUUGUACAAAUAUUUUUACAAAACAAAACGAUGUUGUAGACCCCUUGCAGAACUUUGGAAUGCAGCUCAAUCUGGGAGACAAAAAAUUGGUUCCAAUUCUCAGGAGAUUGGAAUUCCUUUGUUUUGUCCACCUGCUCGAGCUGCUUUGACGUCACAUGCAAGGGGUCUGUUAGAGUUUGCAAAUGAGAAAUUUACCCUGCCCUCCUCACCCUUAUAAAAAUGAAGCAGGGUGACAAAAUUUUGAAUAUCCUCAUCUUUUUAGCUCGCACUACGAUUCUUGCACAUACACUUUUGACAUCUCGUUUUGUCUGUAAUAUGUACAGAAAUUUUACGAGAAAUCUCAACAUUUUGCCUGAAGUGCAUUCUUGGUGGCAUCUAAUAUAUUUUAUUGAUAUCUAAAUUUUGUACAAUCUUUGAAAAUGCUUGCCCUAAAUCUUACUGCUUGACCACUCAUUACUUUCCCAUUCCUUACGUAUCUUUUUUCUAUUUAUCUAUGUAAGUCGACCCGUGAAUAUCGCCGGUUACCUCGUAUCACACUGCUUAAUAUUUUCCAUAUUUUCACUCAUUGAUUCUAGAUAAAGCGAAUAGUUGAAUGGUAAAAUAUUCUUAUAUGGUUUGAGUCAGUGAUGCAUCUUGGAAAUAUCAAGGUUUAUUCUUUAAUAUGUUAAUGACUGUGAUGUCCUAGUCCUAAUAUUAAUUCAGCCUUGAUCACGAUCCCCAAGGGCGUCUUUUUUUUCUUACUCUGGGAGCGUCACAGUAUGAAAAAUCCUAGAACCAUCUGUGCACACUUCCUAAACGCGUCCUAAAAUGACGUCAACACUAGUGUCUCAGCGCAUUGAAGGAUAUUUUGAAGGCUAUUAAGUGAUCAUUCUAAAUGGCUCGCUUUAUGUGCUUGAUAUUGUUAAAAAAAUGCAUGCGUAUGACCAUCUGUUUUUAAUUCUUAAAGGAUUGUCGUAACAGAAUUACAUUUUACUAUAGUUCAUGUUCACAAAUAUAAUAUAAUAUUAACUUGAUUUUGAACUAAAUAUUUUGAGUUUU
This is a messenger RNA of Actinia tenebrosa (Australian red waratah sea anemone), 3159 nucleotides long. Its product is annotated as guanine nucleotide exchange factor for Rab-3A. Gene Ontology annotation, biological process: exocytosis. The record is from RefSeq and is a predicted model, not a curated record. Lineage: Eukaryota; Metazoa; Cnidaria; Anthozoa; Actiniaria; Actiniidae. Gene Ontology annotation, molecular function: guanyl-nucleotide exchange factor activity. Gene Ontology annotation, cellular component: Golgi to plasma membrane transport vesicle.